AGUGAAUCGCUACUUUUCCAAAUACCUCAAGCCAAAUUUUGGUACUGUUCGACGUAUGAUGCCUGCCGCUGCCGCAAAGCAACCUGCCGUUCCCGUCAAGCCGUCAGCCUCUGAUAAGCUUACUGCCGAGUCUGGAGGAAACAGCCAGCCACUAUGCUUUAACUGCUCCAAGAGGGGCCACAUAAAGCCAAACUGCCCGUAUCCGAUGCGUCCGAAUGGGUCCUGCUUCCGGUGCUGGAAGAUGGGUCACGACCAUCAUUCAUGCACCAAUCCACGGAAAAUUUUGAAGCCGAUUGCCGACCAACCAGUUGCUGCCGUUUACGAAAACGACCUCACCGAGCUGGAAUCGUUCAAUUUUUCCAACUAGCUUUAUGAAGCAAUCGUGUGUGCCAAAUAAUUGCCAAAUUUUACGAGAGCCACAACAUACUUACCGCAGCAUUGGUGGAUUAAAACUAAAAAUAUUGGGUCAAGUCCUUUGUUCUGUGAAAUUUAAAAAUGAAGUAAAAAAUAUCAA
Messenger RNA from Rhagoletis pomonella (apple maggot), 514 nucleotides. RefSeq names its product ATP-dependent RNA helicase glh-1-like. NCBI's taxonomy places the organism in Eukaryota, Metazoa, Arthropoda, Insecta, Diptera, Tephritidae. The coding region runs from base 56 to 367 and encodes 103 amino acids. Gene Ontology annotation, molecular function: zinc ion binding; nucleic acid binding. The transcript has 2 exons. The record is from RefSeq and is a predicted model, not a curated record.